AUGAAGAACGGCGAUCAUUGUGUUUGUCUACGAGACGCUUCCUUCAGGAAGUACCGGCGCUGUCAGCGCCUCGGAAAGACCUGCCGCAAAAUUCCCUUGCAGCUGCGUCGCCGGGUGGCUUGCCGCAAGUUCGACGACGAAUUGACGGCGGUCACCUCAUUCCUGCGUAAACAGGAGACACCUCAUUUGUUGCGGUCCCUUAACCGCAACGUUUUCCGACUUCUCACUGUGAUGAGUGCUGUAUCCGGGGGCCGCGUGCCUGCCCCGGAGGAGGAGGUCGAGUUUGAAAUGUAUGAAGGAGAAGUGGCCGAUGAAUAG
This is a messenger RNA of Aspergillus udagawae, 318 nucleotides long. RefSeq lists its product as uncharacterized. The coding region runs from base 1 to 318 and encodes 105 amino acids. The transcript has a single exon. Lineage: Eukaryota; Fungi; Ascomycota; Eurotiomycetes; Eurotiales; Aspergillaceae. The record is from RefSeq and is a predicted model, not a curated record.